Haplochromis burtoni (Burton's mouthbrooder) is the source of this 1295-nucleotide messenger RNA. It is a transcript of the gene sinhcaf, whose product is annotated as SIN3-HDAC complex associated factor. The record is from RefSeq and is a predicted model, not a curated record. Gene Ontology annotation, biological process: negative regulation of cell migration. The transcript is spliced from 6 exons. NCBI's taxonomy places the organism in Eukaryota, Metazoa, Chordata, Actinopteri, Cichliformes, Cichlidae. Bases 161 to 994 code for a protein of 277 amino acids.
GCAUGCGCACAAUAGUCCACAACUCUAGUCCCGUCCACAAGCGCAGACAUCAACAAGAGAGCGGGUUACCGAUGAGGGUAGAUGUUCAUAAGUCACAGCGUAACGACGCGGUAUUCGGACUGUUAUUACUUUGGAUCAGCUCCACACAACUCGCAGAAAGAUGUUUGGCUUUCACAAGCCUAAAAUGUACAGGAGUUUGGACGGCUGCUGCAUCUGCCGUGCAAAGUCGUCAAGCUCUCGUUUCACAGACAGCAAGCGCUAUGAGAAAGACUUCAGGAGUUGCUUUGGACUGAGCGAAAGCCGGUCUGGAGAAAUCUGUAAUGCCUGCGUGCUCCUUGUGAAACGGUGGAAAAAACUCCCUGUGGGAACCAAGAAGAACUGGAACCAUGUUGUUGAUGCCAGAGGAGGUCCCAGCUUAAAGUUAACUUCCAGGCCCAAGAAAAUAAAGUCCAUCUCCAAGAAAGCACGGCCAAGCCAGAUCAACAGGCUUCAGAAAGAGCUGAAAAGACACAACUCAGAUGCCCACAGCACCACCUCCAGUGCCUCCCCUGCUCAGUCUCCCAGCUACAGCAACCUGUCAGACGAGGGGUCCGACACAGAGCUCAGCCCAGGAUCCAGCCGCUCCCCCGUUUUCUCAUUUCUGGACCUAACAUACUGGAAGAGGCAAAAGGUGUGCUGUGGAAUAAUCUACAAGGGGCGCUUUGGGGAGGUGCUCAUCGACCCCCACCUGUUCAAACCGUGCUGCCGCAACAAACGACAACAACAACAACAACAGCAGCAGAAGCAACAACAGCAGCAGGAGGAGGAGGAAGAGGACGAGGAGGACGAGGAAGAAGAGGUGGAGGCAGAGGAAGGUCGGGUGUGUGUGGAAAAAUCCCAGAUGGGAGAGGAAGUGAAGGAGAUGGCAACUUGUGGUGAAAGUGCAGAGUCUGCUCAGCUGCAUGUUGCAUCGCCACCAGUCAGGAGUGAGGUGGUGGGGGAGGAAGGAUGGUAAAGUCACCCCCCCACACACACACACAUCUCUGAAGAAAUCUUGAGGUGCUGUUUUUUCCUCUCAAGCACUUAUAGAAAAAAGUGGCCUCAGAUUGCCUUCAGUUACAAAGCAGCUGAAAAAUCCUUUCUCCAUAAUGAGGAUUGUUGAUUGCAUUUAAAUGAUAACUUAUGGACUGUUGUGUUUCUCCGUUGUCUGUCUUUACUUUGUAUUUAAUAUUUUUGCCAUCCCGACGAUGGACCAUCAUACUCGGUGUAAUUGAUCUACUUUGAAAUGCUGGAGCUCCACUUUGCUGGUACAUUUU